This is a messenger RNA of Pocillopora verrucosa, 1557 nucleotides long. Its product is annotated as adenosine receptor A1-like. Gene Ontology annotation, cellular component: plasma membrane. The record is from RefSeq and is a predicted model, not a curated record. Lineage: Eukaryota; Metazoa; Cnidaria; Anthozoa; Scleractinia; Pocilloporidae. Gene Ontology annotation, biological process: G protein-coupled receptor signaling pathway. Gene Ontology annotation, molecular function: G protein-coupled receptor activity.
AGUCAACAGUUUUUUUUCACAAACCUGUCUGAUGGUUUAUUUAUUUUCCUCAUUAAUUCAUAAGUUUCUCACCGCAACAACAAGUUAGCUUGGAGCAAUAGACAAGCGUCAUCCAAACCACAGCGGAAAAAAAAGCAGCCUUGCAGAGAUGCCAAGCUCCAAGGAUACGGAGACACCCCUUACCAAGGCAGAGUCUAUCGCGUUAACCGCAGCCUUUGGUUUGAUUGCGCUGACCAUAAUCAUUGGAAACUCUGUGACUAUUGCAGCUUUUACAAAAACAAGCCUUAACCGACGACCAACCCACUAUUUUCUCAUCUCCCUUGCGGUGGCUGAUUUGAUGGUUGGGGCACUGGCAAUGCCACUUUAUAUCUUCCAUUUUGUAAAUCCAGAUUUGUGGAGUACAAGUGAAGUUAUUCAAGCCGUUUAUUACAGUUGCGAUAUUGUCUCUGGCAUGGCGUCUGUUUUCACCUUAGCAGUCGUAUCUGUCGAGAGACUGUAUGCCGUUGGUUGGCCGUGGAAGUAUCGUCAUUAUACUCCGCUGAAGUGUUACAUAGUUGCCGUAUCGGGCACCUGGAUCCUGGCAGUGGCCAUCUGCUGCCUCUAUUUGUUUUUUCGAUUUAAGUUCAUCUCAGGCGUCGUUCACACAGUAACCGUUGCAUCUUUGUCCGUGUCGCUUACAGUGGCUUGCUCUGCCUACAGUGCUUUGUGGCUCCGGAUCAAGUAUCGAAGACGACGUCGAAGAGGGGUUGAAAAAGACAAAAGGCUCGCUAUAACGUUGUUUCUUAUCACAGGAAUUUUCAUCGUGACUUGGAUGCCUUUUGAGGUUAUCAUUAUAAUUGUCCAUUUUUGCCACUAUUGCAAAAACCCAUCUCACAGGCUCGUUUAUGUCAUAAAAUUACUUCAGUAUAGUAAUUCGUUCGUAAACACCCUUGUGUAUUCAUUUCGAAUGCAAGACUUCCGUAGAGCUAUCCUUAAUGUCUUCCGCAGCGGUUCUUUGAGUUCCAGGGGCAACAUGCGGGUCAGAAACGCGGCAGGGAUCACUCUGACAUCUGUCUCCAAUCUCGUCAACUCCUGCUCAGCGGUGAAUUUAAACAUCAUAUAUGGUGAAAGCCAGUUGAAGAGCAGCUAUGGUGCAACAGGGCAUAGACGACUGGCAAGGAGGAGAGCUGAUUUAUUUCUGAUGCAUAAAAAGGGAAAAUAUUCUCCUAGUAAACUGCACGCUGCUGAAAACGUAUGAUGAGGCGUGAGAUUUAUCAAUUUCAAACCGUUUGAGAAUGUUUGGUGUUUGUGAAAAAGCAACUACACUUUGUGUGGGGAAGGUUUCUUUUUUUUCUUUAAAAAUACCAGCUAGUUUAAUCAUGCUAUACCAGCUUAAAUUCUGUGUAGCCAACCAAGCCUCUACGGACCUUUUCUUUUUCGAUUUCUUUUUUUAAUCAGCCUUAAGACUCAGCCUUAUGACACUAACAAUGCCGAUAGUUGCAUUUAAGGAGGCUCCAUAGGCUUUUUGCUCAAUGUUGGCGGGCGCCAAAAGGUAAUAACCAAGGUUCGGAGUAUCGU